CACGAAAACAUCUCGAAGACGAAGGCGAAGUCAGGCGGCGGCGUUCGAACGACAGAGGUAAACAACACGAUGGCCGGCGGAGGAAGACGCGAAAUUCUCUCCCUCUAUAAAUCGCUACUGAGAGAGAGCAUGAAGUUCCCCGCCUACAAUUACAGAGAAUAUGCACUUAGAAGAGUUCGAGAUGGAUUUAAAGCUGGCAAAAAUAUUACCAACGAAGCCGAAAAACAGAGAGAAGUGCAAGCAGCAAGAGAAUCUUUAGAUAUGAUAAGGAGACAAGUUGUGAUUGGUCACCUUUACAGCCCCCCAAAUCUUGUAAUCGAAAAGUAGCAUGCAACACAAAACGGAAAAUUACGGCAUAAACAAGUGUGUUUGUUUUUUCAGGUUGUUAAGUUAAGAAUAAGAAAAUAUUCUCCAUUAUUUGUUUCACACACUCAAGUUUAAUUUUUGUCUAUGUACUGAUCCAAACACUAUAUAUAACAAUAAAUAGAUAAAGAAAAUGUGCAGUUGGUGUCCUUUAAGCGGAGUGAAGUUGAAGGAAAAGGCUCAAGAUAUGCUACCUAAUAUAUUUAUUAGUCACCUUGUUGUCUUUCCUUUCCUUUCUUUUUUUUCAUACAAUUCAGGAGUAAUAUUUAGGAUACAUCUUUAUUUUCUGGAAAUCUUUUAACAGGCCUUAUAAUUAUGUCAUCCCAAAGUAAAUGUAUACAUUAAAUGCAUGUUCUAAUGCAGUCUAUGCUCACUGUGCCUUUUGAAGAGGCCGGUACUCAAGCUGGAUGGUGAAAAUCACAUGUAUAAAUAAAAAGUACUUUAAAUGAUUUUUCACCAAAAUGUACAUAGCAGUUCUUUUAAGUAGAGACUAUUUUACGCUUUGAUUUUAUCAGUGCACUGAAUAAUUGUUAUUUAUUUCUCCCCUCCCAAGAAAACUGUAUUGUUGAAGUUUUUUACAAUUAUAUGUUCCGUUUCCUGACUUUGGAUAUAAAUAAAUGUAUAUAAUAUAAAUUUUCAUCAGACUGCUAUUUCAUUACCUAUUCACAGUAGAUUGUAAUAUAAAAGAACAAUAGUUAUUGUAAUAUAUAUAAAAAUAUGUAUUUCUGUGUGGUUGC
Penaeus vannamei (Pacific white shrimp) is the source of this 1100-nucleotide messenger RNA. It is a transcript of the gene bcn92, whose product is annotated as LYR motif-containing protein bcn92. The record is from RefSeq and is a predicted model, not a curated record. Gene Ontology annotation, biological process: iron-sulfur cluster assembly. Gene Ontology annotation, cellular component: L-cysteine desulfurase complex; mitochondrion. Lineage: Eukaryota; Metazoa; Arthropoda; Malacostraca; Decapoda; Penaeidae.